Molecule: messenger RNA, 837 nt
Organism: Thlaspi arvense
Lineage: Eukaryota; Viridiplantae; Streptophyta; Magnoliopsida; Brassicales; Brassicaceae
Source: the annotation of a GenBank genome assembly
AUGUUAGGGGAUCCCCUGUUUGUUGAGUUAGCCGAUCGGGGUAGUGUGGGGAUGGAAGGGCACUGCUUGGUGAUAUGUGGUGAGUGGUUGUGUUCUGGGGACCGUAAGUGGGAGUUUGUGAUAGAUAAGAACUAUAUGUCAAGGGUGGUGGUCUUCCGAGAGGGUAUGUCUAUUGAGGAGCUGAAAGAGAAUGUAGUGACGGAGUUCUUUGGGAACAAGGGUUUUGGGACGAGUUUGGGUCUUAGUUACUGGUCCCCGAACAGUUCGGAGCUGGCUACCGGUAUAACGACGCCUCUAGUAAUGGUUAACAGCACAGCGGCAAUAGGGUAUUUCUGCAAACACUGCCGUGUGAAAGAUGGGUUUAAUUUGUUUGUGCAUUUUGGUAUAGAGGCUCCGGAGGAGAAAUGGUGUAGUAGUGUAGAUGGUGGAGAAGGGUACAGUACCCCGGGCCCGACGCUUAAACGGAAAGGUUUGUUUGAUGAACAAAGCACUCCUGCGAGAGAUGGCGCUGGUGCCUCUGCCUAUAGUGGGUAUGGAUCAUCUGAUGGGACGAAAACAUGUCCGUUGGAUGUGGAUGAUGAAGAGAUUUUUAGUCAUGUGGAGAUGACGGAGGAGCGGCUGAGAAGGGGCCGUUCAGAGAUGGAGGACGGUGAUUGUACUACGCGGAAGUACAAAUCUGAGUCCGACGAAAGCAGCAUAACUUUUGACGAGAACAUAAACGUGCAACCGAUGGGGAGCCGCUACUCGAGGAUCCAAUUGGGGGAUCUAAGACUGUUGAGUUUAUGUGUCCUCCAACGGCUCGGAAUGCUGGGGAAGCAGCUGGACGGCCGCAUGUGA